Molecule: messenger RNA, 1578 nt
Organism: Salarias fasciatus (jewelled blenny)
Lineage: Eukaryota; Metazoa; Chordata; Actinopteri; Blenniiformes; Blenniidae
Product: asc-type amino acid transporter 1-like
Exons: 11
Coding region: 1-1578 (525 amino acids)
Biological process (GO): D-alanine transmembrane transport; D-serine transmembrane transport
Cellular component (GO): membrane
Molecular function (GO): L-amino acid transmembrane transporter activity; neutral L-amino acid transmembrane transporter activity
Source: RefSeq, a predicted model, not a curated record
AUGAAUGCGGAGCGAGGAGAGGACAGGAGCGGUGGGAGCAGCACGGGACCCGGACUGGCCGACAUGGAGGCGCAGAAGGACGGCAAGGAGCGCGGCCCCGACAGGGUGACGCUCAAGAAGGAGAUCGGACUGCUGAGCGCGUGCACCAUCAUCAUAGGGAACAUCAUCGGCUCGGGCAUCUUCAUUUCCCCGAAGGGGGUCCUGGAGCACUCGGGCUCGGUGGGCCUGGCCCUGGUGGUCUGGCUCCUGGGGGGCUGCAUCGCCGCUCUGGGCUCGCUCUGCUACGCCGAGCUGGGCGUCACCAUCCCCAAGUCCGGGGGAGACUACUCCUACGUGACGGAGAUCUUCGGUGGUCUGAUGGGGUUCCUGCUGCUGUGGAGCGCCGUCCUCAUCAUGUACCCCACCACGCUGGCCGUCAUCGCCCUCACCUUCUCCAGCUACGUGCUGCAGCCCGUCUUCCCCAACUGCGUCCCGCCGUACAUGGCCACCCGCAUGCUGUCGGCCACCUGCCUCCUGCUGCUGACCUGGGUGAACUGCUCCAGCGUUCGGAUGGCCACCAGGAUCCAGGACGUCUUCACAGUGGGGAAACUGAUGGCUUUGGGCCUCAUCAUCGUCGUGGGUCUGGUUCAGAUCUGCAAUGGGAACUACGAGGCCCUGACUCCUCAGGUGGCCUUCUCCCUGGACAGGACGCCAUCUGUGGGACAGAUCGCUCUGGCCUUCCUGCAGGCGUCCUUCGCCUUCAGCGGCUGGAACUUCCUCAACUACGUGACGGAGGAGGUGGUGGAGCCCAGACGGAACCUUCCUCGUGCCAUCUACAUCUCCAUCCCACUGGUGACCUUUGUGUACACGCUCACCAACAUCGCCUACUUCUCGUCCAUGUCGCCCGAGGAGCUGCUGUCCUCCAACGCCGUGGCUGUAACGUUCGGUGAGAAGCUGCUCGGCGUCUUCUCCGUCAUCAUGCCCAUCUCUGUGGCGCUGUCCACCUUCGGAGGAAUCAACGGCUACCUGUUCACCUCGUCCAGGCUGUGUUUCUCCGGAGCCAGGGAGGGUCACCUGCCCAGCCUGCUGGCCAUGAUCCACUACAAGAACUGCACCCCCAUCCCCGCCCUGCUCGUCUGCUGCAUUGCCACCAUCGUGAUACUCUGCAUUGGAGAAACACACAACCUCAUCAACUACGUGUCCUUCAUCAACUACCUGUCGUACGGGGUGACCAUCGCCGGCCUGCUGUACUACCGCUGGAAGAAGCCCAACCUCUUCCGCCCCAUCAAGGUGAACCUCCUGGUCCCCGUGUGCUACCUGAUGUUCUGGGCGCUGCUGCUGGGGUUCAGUCUGUACUCCGAGCCGGUGGUCUGCGGCGUGGGCCUGGUCAUCAUGCUCACCGGCGUACCCGUCUACUUCCUGGGCGUCCACUGGAAGGAAAAGCCCCGGUGUAUCUACAAAUUCAUCGAGAAAGCGACGUUCGUGGGCCAGAGGCUGUGCUUCGUGGUCUUCCCUCAGAUCGACCCCAUCGAGACCACCAGCCCGUCAGAAUGGACUGAGCAGCCCCCCGGCCGGAGAGCCUCCUCUGCCAACUCCUAA